This is a messenger RNA of Pseudogymnoascus verrucosus, 1953 nucleotides long. It is a transcript of the gene ACL2, whose product is annotated as glutathione synthetase ATP-binding domain-like protein. The coding region runs from base 257 to 1726 and encodes 489 amino acids. Gene Ontology annotation, cellular component: succinate-CoA ligase complex; cytosol. Gene Ontology annotation, molecular function: succinate-CoA ligase (ADP-forming) activity. Gene Ontology annotation, biological process: succinyl-CoA metabolic process; tricarboxylic acid cycle. The transcript is spliced from 3 exons. Lineage: Eukaryota; Fungi; Ascomycota; Leotiomycetes; Thelebolales; Thelebolaceae. The record is from RefSeq and is a predicted model, not a curated record.
CAUCAACAAUUUAUUUUGUUCCUCUUCGGUCACCACAACACAACCCACCAGCUUCCACACCCUCCCUCUCGUCUCCCACAAUUCCACCACUGCUCCUCUUCCCUCUUCCCUUUCCAUCUCUCAAUCUCCUCACGCCCUCUCAAUAAACCCAUAUCAACUGAAUUGUUGUCUCUUCCGCUGCACAAGUACAAUUCUUCGUAGCUGUCGCUUGAUCGCAAGUUUCCAAUUUUUGUCUCCGAUUCCGACAUAACCCACAAUGUCUGCCAAAGCGAUCCUCGAAGCUGAUGGCAAGGCCAUUCUCAACUACCACCUCACCCGCGCCGCCGUCAUCAAGCCAUCCCCUCUCCCAAAAUCUACCACACACAACCCUCCCUCGAAACUUGCCUCGCUCUACUUCCCAGCAGACGCAGAGGUUGCGGCGAUUCUCGACCAGGCCGAGGUUUCCUUCCCAUGGCUGCUACAGCCAGGUGCCAAAUUUGUCGCCAAGCCAGAUCAGCUCAUCAAGCGUCGCGGCAAGAGCGGUCUGCUCGCCCUGAACAAGACAUGGCCUGAGGCGAAGGCAUGGAUCCAAGAGCGUGCCGGAAAGCCCCAAAAGGUCGAGUCCGUUGUCGGUGUCUUAAGGCAGUUCUUGGUUGAGCCAUUCGUGCCUCACCCAGACGGAACCGAAUAUUAUAUCAACAUCAACUCCGUUCGCGAGGGCGACUGGAUCCUUUUCACUCACGAGGGUGGUGUUGAUGUCGGCGACGUUGAUGAGAAGGCUGAGAAGCUUCUCAUUCCCGUGGACCUGAAGGAAUACCCAUCGAACGAGGAGAUUGCUGCCACUCUCUUGUCGAAGGUGCCAAAGGGAAUCCACAACGUUCUCGUCGACUUCAUCACCAGACUCUACGCCGUCUACGUUGACUGCCAAUUCACAUACCUCGAAAUCAACCCAUUGGUUGCCAUCCCAAAUGAGGAUGCCACCUCCGCCGAUGUGUUCUUCCUGGAUCUGGCUGCCAAGCUCGAUCAGACCGCUGAGUUCGAGUGCGGUGCCAAGUGGGCUGCUGCACGCUCGCCAGCUGCUCUCGGCAUGACCGCCGUCAAGGCGGCUGAUGGCCGCGUCAACAUUGACGCUGGCCCACCAAUGGAGUUCCCAGCGCCUUUCGGCCGUGAGCUGACCAAGGAGGAGGCAUACAUCGCUGAGCUCGACGCGAAAACUGGUGCUUCGCUCAAGCUGACCGUCCUUAACCCCACCGGCAGAGUCUGGACUCUUGUCGCUGGUGGUGGUGCGUCCGUCGUCUACGCUGACGCCAUCGCCAGCGCGGGUUUCUCUGAGGAGCUCGCCAACUACGGUGAGUACUCUGGAGCGCCCACCGAGUCGCAGACUUACCACUACGCCCGCACUGUCCUGGACCUGAUGCUCCGCGCCCCUCCCACCGACGAGGGCAAGGUCCUCUUCAUUGGUGGUGGUAUUGCCAACUUCACCAACGUCGCCUCCACAUUCAAGGGUGUCAUCAAGGCCAUCCGCGAGUAUGCACCAAGCAUCAUUGAGCACAAGGUCAAGAUCUGGGUCAGACGUGCCGGACCCAACUACCAGGAGGGACUUAAGAACAUCAAGGCUGUCGGCCAGGAGCUGAAGCUCGACAUGCACGUCUAUGGACCGGACAUGCACGUCAGCGGUAUCGUGCCUUUGGCGCUUGUGCCGGGCCGCUUCGAGGCCAGCGACGUGAAGGAGUUUGGCUCUGCCUAGAGCUCAGGUUUUGGGGAUUAACAGUAAUAAAUGUACUUGAAAAAAUUGUCCCAUGUUGGACCAUGGGUCUGCAUGUGGCGGAUAUUUGCUCUGAUGGGGCGCCUGCAAUAGAUACUUCCUAAUGAUAAAGACGAUGUGAGAUCUGUACUGUUACGAGUACUUUCUGCCACAGGAGCAGUUGGGGCCUUUUUUUUGAUGAGAUAUAUAUAUAUCACGUGCUGUGAGGA